Spodoptera frugiperda (fall armyworm) is the source of this 949-nucleotide messenger RNA. It is a transcript of the gene Prosalpha7, whose product is annotated as proteasome subunit alpha type-3. Gene Ontology annotation, cellular component: proteasome core complex; nucleus; synapse. The record is from RefSeq and is a predicted model, not a curated record. NCBI's taxonomy places the organism in Eukaryota, Metazoa, Arthropoda, Insecta, Lepidoptera, Noctuidae. The transcript has 5 exons. Gene Ontology annotation, biological process: ubiquitin-dependent protein catabolic process. Bases 149 to 916 code for a protein of 255 amino acids.
GCAGUAAUAGAGAACAUAUCAAUGACAAAGUAAACCGAUUGAAUUGCCUGUCAUCGCCGCCGCAAACUAAAAAUAUUGUUUGAAAUUAGAUGUAAAAACGUUAAAUCGAAUUAUUAUCAAGCAUUUCGUUUUAUAAACAUUCACAAACAUGAGUUCAAUCGGAACGGGUUACGAUCUUUCUGCUUCACAAUUUUCGCCUGACGGCCGAGUCUUCCAAGUGGAAUACGCCGCUAAGGCUGUCGAGAACUCUGGUACAGUAAUCGGCCUCAGGGGGAAGGAUGGUGUGGUGUUUGCCGUGGAAAAACUGGUGACGUCAAAGCUGUAUGAACCUGGUGCAAACAAGAGAAUAUUCCAUGUCGAUGAACAUGUUGGUAUGGCAGUCGCUGGUCUCAUCUCCGAUGCAAGACAGAUUGUUGAAACAGCUCGUUCUGAAGCCUCCAACUACAGAUCUCAGUAUGGAUCCCAAGUACCGCUCAAGUACUUAAACGAGCGUGUGUCUAUGUACAUGCAUGCUUACACACUGUACAGUGCUGUACGUCCUUAUGGCUGCUCGGUUGUCAUGGGAACGUGGAAUGAUUACGAAGGCCCUCAGAUGUACAUGCUUGAUCCCAGUGGAGUUUCAUUUUCAUACUUUGGAUGUGCAGUAGGCAAAGCAAAACAGGCUGCCAAGACUGAAAUUGAAAAGCUGAAACUUGCUGAUCUCACCGUCAAGGAGCUGGUGAAGGAAGCUGCUAGGAUUAUCUACCUCGUACACGAUGAGCUAAAGGACAAGCAAUUCGAGUUGGAGCUUUCAUGGGUGUCCAAGGACACAAACGGUCGUCACCAGCUCGUUCCCAAGGAACUGGCAACGGAAGCUGAGAACUUGGCCAAGCAGGCACUGGCUGAUAUCGAGGAUUCUGAUGAGGGAGACAUGUGAAUGUAUUUAGAUAAUAAAUUUUUAUAAUAUUAA